This is a messenger RNA of Pristis pectinata (smalltooth sawfish), 2815 nucleotides long. Its product is annotated as homeobox protein Hox-A3. The coding region runs from base 750 to 1991 and encodes 413 amino acids. NCBI's taxonomy places the organism in Eukaryota, Metazoa, Chordata, Chondrichthyes, Rhinopristiformes, Pristidae. Gene Ontology annotation, biological process: regulation of transcription by RNA polymerase II. Gene Ontology annotation, molecular function: DNA-binding transcription factor activity, RNA polymerase II-specific; RNA polymerase II cis-regulatory region sequence-specific DNA binding. Gene Ontology annotation, cellular component: nucleus. The record is from RefSeq and is a predicted model, not a curated record. The transcript is spliced from 6 exons.
UUGGUUCGGAUGUGAGAGCUUGGAGGCUUUUUUUUCGACGCAUAUUUUGUUCUUUUUUUCCCACUCCCAGCGCACUGAUUAUUGCCCAUGGAGCCUCAAUACAUCCAAGCUUUCAGCACAAAUCUCAUGACUGGCAACCGCGAAUUCCUCCACAGAAGGUGGAGCAUUGGACUAAAAAGCGCCGGCUGCUAUCCGCAGGGCAGUUUCCUGCAAGUCGUCACUAAACGCCGCUGGCGGAAUGCGAGAGCCAUUGGCCCGGGCUGAAGCUGAACGGACAGCUGUCAAACUAACACGGACUCUACGAACAAUCUCACUGGGACUGAGUCAACCCUGCGCACGGCCUGUGCAGUGCCCGGGAGAGCCAGCCCGAGAGAUCGAUUCAGUUGCAAGAUUGCGUGUGCAGACAGGCCACUCAAAUGGCUAAUCUUCUUGUUCAGAGGACUAUCCACAUCUCCACAACUCCAGUGUACAGGAAAGUUGUGUUUUCUUGCAAGACAAGACUUUGUCCUAAAUAACAUUUCCACAAGCAAACGCAGAGACUGUACAAACUUUCGUUUUGAAACUCCUGCUUAUCGAUUUCCCCGGUGAAUCUGAAAAUAUUGUGCCGUGGUCUGCGUCUAUCGUCAGAGACUAAGGUCUACCCGAAGAGGCCAUUGGAAGAAGAGUCACGUGACACCGGGUGCCAAUGUUAUUCUAUAAGGGUGUCAAGACCCUGUCAGUUUGUGAAAUAAAUAUUGGGAAACAACGAGAUGCAAAAAGCAACAUACUACGACAGCUCUGCAAUUUUCGGUGGUUACACAUACCAAGGAGCAAAUGGUUUUAACUACAAUGCCAAUCAGCAGCAAUAUCCGCCUUCAUCCCAUGUGGAAAAUGACUAUCACCGGCCUGCCUGCUCUCUACAGUCACCUGCUAGCAAUGUCCCUCAUCACAAGCCCAAUGAUAUUAAUGAGAGUUGCAUGCGAACCAGUGCCAACCAGACGAGCCAUCUCCCAGUUAUUCCAGAGCCACAGAAGCAACCACCACCUCCACCACCCCCACCCCCACCCCCACCCCCACCAUCUGUAUCCCCACCCCAAAGUGCUAGCAGCAACUCAAAUCAAUCCAGCACAAGCAAAAACCCCACACUUACCUCACAAACCACCAUUAGUAAACAAAUAUUCCCUUGGAUGAAAGAGUCACGCCAAAACGCCAAGCAAAAGACCAGCAGUUCUAGUUCAGUUGAAAGUUCUGCUGGUGAAAAAAGUCCUCCUGGCCCAGCUUCCAAGAGGGCACGCACAGCAUACACCAGUGCUCAGCUGGUGGAACUGGAGAAGGAGUUUCACUUUAAUCGCUACCUUUGCAGGCCCCGGAGGGUUGAAAUGGCCAAUUUGUUAAACCUCACUGAAAGACAAAUCAAAAUCUGGUUCCAGAAUCGUAGAAUGAAGUACAAAAAAGAUCAGAAAGCAAAAGGCAUGCUAACUUCUUCUGGAGGACAGUCGCCAUGCAGAAGUCCCAUCCCACCUUCAGCUGCAGGAGGAUAUGCAAACUCGAUGCAUUCCUUGGCAACCAGUACUCCAUAUGAUCCUCAUUCACCUACUUCCUUCAGCAAACCUCAUCAAAAUGCAUAUGCUAUUCCUACAUCUUAUCCUGGGCCUCUCAACAAUUGCCCACCUCCACAGAAGAGGUAUGUUGGGACAGCAGCUGUGACACCUGAAUAUGACACACACCCUCUUCAAGGCAAUGGUGGCUAUGGGACUCCUCAUUUACAGGGUAGCCCAGUGUACGUCGGAGGGAACUUUGUAGAAUCAAUGCCAAGCUCUGGGCCUUCUCUUUUCAGCUUAACCCACCUUGGCCACCCUCCCUCUGGAAACAUGGACUAUAAUGGUGGAGGGCCAAUGACCAGCAACCAUCAUCAUGGACCUUGUGACCCACAUCCCACAUACACAGACCUUUCUUCGCACCAUCCGUCUCAGGGAAGAAUUCAGGAAGCACCCAAACUGACCCAUCUGUAAUGGACAGUUGGCUCCUGGUGUACUAUCACUUUCUUAUGCAUUUAUGUCAUCUUACCUAUGAUUACAUUCCUCCUUUCACCCCUUUCUCCUUUUUGAUUUAGUAUCAAUCUUUAUAGUUUACAUGUAAUGGUGUUUCUAUAGACAACCAAUCCUUGCUUGUAUUGCUCUGUCUCUGGUUAGUGGUUGUUCUUUUCAUGGACUCCAGCCUUAGCAUUCAGUAGUAGAAGUGAAGUACUAAGGCUUCCAGAACUUUGCAUAUAUAAUCUUCUACUCUUAUGGAACAGGGUAUAUGAACAAAUUUUCUAAAAAAAAUACCUAAACGUGAAUUUGUUCGUGCUUUAUUUUUCCUUAUGAGGAACAGUAAAAUGGUUUAUAUUGCACUUCUUUACAUUGAAUGGUUAAACAAGAUCGAUGCGCCUGUACAGGGUCUCCCUGGGCAAAUAAGAGUUCUUGUCCAUCUUUCAGUAUGUGUGUAUGCUGGUGAACAUUCAAAUUUAUUUAUUUGCUCUUUCAAAGGAGAAUAAUCUAAGUGUUUAAAAUAUUAUUUAUCCCCAUUGACACAUAUUUAUAAAGAGAACUGUACAUUAACUAUUUACUUGGUUAUGUUCAGCCUUGUGUUUUAAGUCAUGGUAAAUAUAUGUUUUUUUAAUUCCUGUAAGAUACACAGAAAAGUAGUUUUCUGUUCAUAAUGUAAUAAAGAAAAGCAAUUUGGUCAAUUGUGGGAAUAAUGCCAAGAAAACAGAAUUUAGUCUGUAACUGUAGUAUUCUUAAAAUGAAACACAAAAUUGCCACAAUUUUGUUUUAGAUAUGCAUUCCAUGCUGCA